Balaenoptera acutorostrata (minke whale) is the source of this 3098-nucleotide messenger RNA. It is a transcript of the gene KCTD20, whose product is annotated as potassium channel tetramerization domain containing 20. Gene Ontology annotation, biological process: positive regulation of phosphorylation. Lineage: Eukaryota; Metazoa; Chordata; Mammalia; Artiodactyla; Balaenopteridae. Gene Ontology annotation, molecular function: protein binding. The transcript has 8 exons. Bases 215 to 1474 code for a protein of 419 amino acids. Gene Ontology annotation, cellular component: cytoplasm. The record is from RefSeq and is a predicted model, not a curated record.
ACUCAGCCGCGUGGCCGCGCGGGCCGGGGCCGGGGCUGGGGCUGGGGCUGGGGGGCGCGCGCCGCUGCGGACCGGGCGGUCCCAGCGGCGGCUGCUCGCGGCGCCGUGUGCGCGCGCCUCCCGGGCGGAUUCGGACCCCGAGUGCGAGAGCGCGGCAGGGAGCUUCAGGAUUUCUCCCUGAUCAAGCAGACAGUUCAGGAUACACAGUCCAAGGAUGAAUGUUCACCGUGGCACUGAGAGCGACAGGUUAUUGCGGCAGGAGGCCAGCUGCCUGAUGGAUGAAGCCUCAGCUGCAGCCCAAGAAAAAGAAGCAAAUAGCCUGGCUUCUUCUGGUCUUCAAAAUCUUACUUAUCCUCUAGGUCCCAGGAAUGAUGACUUUCCACUUGACUCUGCCUCUCAGCCAGCAAAUCUUCAGUUCCCUCACAUGAUGCCACUUCCUGAAGACAUCAAAGGCUCUUGCUUCCAAAGUGGGAAUAAACGGAACCAUGAACCCUUCAUCGCUCCAGAACGAUUUGGAAACAGCACUGUGGGCUUUGGCAGUAACGUUCAUUCUCAGGCACCAGAGAAAGUGACACUUCUCGUAGAUGGCACACGUUUUGUUGUCAAUCCACAAAUUUUCACUGCUCAUCCAGAUACCAUGUUGGGAAGGAUGUUUGGACCAGGAAGAGAGUACAACUUCACACGGCCCAAUGAGAAGGGCGAGUAUGAGAUUGCCGAAGGAAUCAGUGCAACUGUAUUUCGAACGGUGCUGGAUUAUUACAAAACUGGUAUCAUCAAUUGUCCUGAUGGCAUCUCUAUCCCAGACCUUAGAGAUACGUGCGAUUAUCUCUGCAUUAACUUUGACUUCAACACUAUCCGAUGUCAAGAUCUGAGUGCUUUACUGCAUGAACUGUCUAAUGACGGCGCUCACAAGCAGUUUGAUCACUACCUCGAAGAGCUGAUCCUGCCCAUCAUGGUGGGCUGUGCCAAGAAAGGGGAGCGAGAAUGCCACAUCGUCGUGCUGACGGAUGAGGAUUCUGUGGACUGGGACGAAGACCACCCCCCACCCAUGGGGGAGGAGUAUUCCCAAAUUCUUUAUAGCUCUAAGCUCUAUAGAUUUUUCAAAUAUAUUGAGAAUCGGGAUGUCGCUAAAACAGUGUUAAAGGAACGGGGCCUGAAAAACAUUCGCAUUGGAAUUGAAGGUUAUCCUACCUGUAAAGAAAAAAUUAAGAGGAGACCUGGUGGCCGGUCUGAAGUGAUCUAUAAUUACGUGCAGCGCCCCUUUAUCCAGAUGUCAUGGGAAAAAGAAGAAGGAAAGAGUCGCCAUGUGGAUUUCCAGUGUGUUCGAAGCAAAUCCCUCACUAAUCUGGUAGCUGCUGGAGAAGAUGUCUUGGAGGACCAAGAGAUAUUAAUGCACCACCCGCCCCAAGUGGAUGAACUUGACCGGCUAAACGCCCCACUUUCUCAGAUGGCUUCUAACGACUUUCAGGAUUAGGGGCAGCUGUGGGCCCCUCUGCCGGCCUUUUCUCUGUCUGGGAUGCCCAUAGCCAAUCUUCCCCAUGGUUUGUCUCACACUAAGUAGGAGACAUGCUUCUCCCCCAUCCUUUCCUUUUCGACCAUAAUUAAUGUGUGUCCUUUUCAGUAAGUCUGUGCCUCUGGCAGGAGAUGAAAAAGCACUUGCUGGUAAUUAAGCUACCAGCUUUGCAGCAGCCCUGGUAACUUGAAAAUUUUGGGUCUGGUGCUGUUCACCGAGUCUUUGUGUAACUGCAAAAGCAGGAAAGGAGGUGAAGACUCCUAUUGCCUCAUAUUCAGCAAAGCAGUUCUCAUCCUUUACACUCUGUUCUUGGCUUUUGUUUGUUUUAUUUGGUUUUAUACUAGGCAAAUUACUUAGCAGCAAAGGGACCAAACUUAGAAGGAGACAAUCUCUAUCUUCUACAAGCAGGCACUAAUUGGAUGCCCAUUAGAGGUUAGUGAAGAUACCAUCCUGGUGGCCUCUGUGCCGAGGUUGCAUCUGGGAAGAAAUAGGCUCUCAUUCAAAAUGUCCAAAAGGAAAUUCUUAGGAGCCUCAGUUCGGUUUUUUUUUGUUUGUUUUUUUCAUUAUUGCAAUGAACAAUCCAAAACCUCACAGAUUCUUUGACAGGAAGGAUAAUGUAUAACAAUGUUCAUGAAACCUUUUUAGCUUCAAGGUUUUUGACCCUAAACAAAUUGAUUAUUCAUUUGGAGUGAAAUUCACACUUUGAUUAUCCUGGCUUGGAAUCUGGUGUGAAGCCAUAGGUCUUCACCCUUGACCAGCAUGUUGCUGUGGGUGUGGCUAGGAGACCUUAGAUAUGGCUUAAAAGGCUUUCAAGAUGAGGGCAGUGAUUUCUCAGAAGUGCUCAGUUUCUCAGUAGAAAGACUAAUAAGAGCUCGGUGGGUAGGACUGGGCGUGAAUCUGGGUGGGAAAAUGUCACCUGCCUAGACUUUGUCUUAGUGCAGGGUUUUUCGUAGUAUAUUCUUUUCAUACUAUGGAAUAUUUUUAGGUAUCAGGAUAUUUUAAUUUUUGAAAUAGCCUAUCAGCUGCUCACACUGGGUAAGAAAACCAUAUUAAUGUCAUCUCCAAAGGAAGAAUGAGUUGAAGGGAAAUUAGGCCUAGUCAUUUUGAUUGAUUUGUCAGCUCUGGGUUAACAGUACGUGGUGUGACGACCCAGAUCACUCCUCUCGGUACUGUACCACCUACCCUGAGGUCUCCAUGGCUGUUAACAGUAGAGCUAAAUUUAGAUUCUAGAGUCAGAUGUGUCUUGAGAUCUUUCCCAUUUUAUGGUAGAGGUUGGCCUUCCAGUCACCUACCCUGAGCAUGUACAAAGAGACACACAGUUUCCUUCAAGUUCUCUGAGAACAGGACUGGUUUUCUUAAAUUCCGUUUCCACAGGAUACUGUAGGGCAAGCUACUUGAUGCUAUUUUAUGACCGCCCUAGUCAGAAUUCUCCAAAGGUAAAGUCAGAUUGGGUGUUGACAGCUACUCUUUCCAGGCUUGAAGAACAAGAGUGUUCUUAAGGCGUGUAUUCUCUGUGCAUGUGACCAGGGCCAGUGUCACAGGGGACAUCAAUGCUCUGUUCCUUAUUCAGAAAAAUUAGUAGUAA